GUUGGAAGUGAUUCUUGGGGUCGGAGUGUCAUUUACAGUUUCGUGUCGCAUGAUGGAUACUCAGACGAAACAGUAGCUUUCUUAUUCGGAGAUGUGGGUACUGCAACACCAUACAACACCUUUGACCAUUCGCCACAGGAAAGCAUAUCAACCACGAAGUGGAUCAGUCGGGAUAUUGAAGCUCUUGGUGACAAGCCUACCCUUGUCUCACAUAUUGGAGAUAUCAGCUAUGCAAGAGGCUACUCAUGGUUGUGGGACAACUUUUUCACUCAGAUUGAACCUAUGGCCUCCAAGGUCCCCUACCACGUGUGUAUCGGUAAUCAUGAAUAUAACUGGCCAUUACAGCCAUGGAGACCUGAAUGGUCCUACUCAAUAUUUGAGAGCGAUGGGGGUGGUGAAUGUGGAGUACCAUAUGGUCUCCGGUUCAACAUGCCUGGAAAUUCUUCAGAACCAACUGGAACACAUGCCCCAGCCACUCGAAACCUUUACUACUCAUUUGAUGUGGGGGUGGUGCAUUUUGUUUAUAUAUCAACUGAAACCAAUUUCCUACCGGGGAGCAGCCAGUAUAACUUCAUAAAAAAUGAUUUAGAAUCAGUUGAUAGAGCAAAGACCCCUUUUGUGGUCGUCCAAGGACACAGGCCAAUGUACACAACGAGCAAUGAACUUAGAGAUGCCCCAUUGAGGAACAGAAUGCUCGAGCACCUAGAACCACUUUUGGUGAAGAACAAGGUGACCCUUGCAUUGUGGGGUCAUGUUCACAGGUAUGAGAGGUUUUGUCCACUAAGCAACUUCACGUGUGGAAGCUUGGGCCUCGGUGGAGAGGACUGGAAGGCAUUCCCUGUGCAUGUUGUGAUUGGAAUGGGAGGACAAGAUGGGCAAACCAUCUGGGAACCCCGACCAGACCACCCUGAGCUCCCAAUUUUCCCACAGCCUGUGCGAUCUUUGUACCGUGGGGGUGAGUGGGGAUACACUAAACUUGUUGCUUCAAAGGAGAAACUUACACUUUCUUAUGUGGGAAACCACGAUGGCGAGGUGCAUGAUAUGGUUGAGAUUUUGGUGUCGGGCCAAGUUCUCAAUGGUGGUAGUAGUAGUGCUGGCAGUGACACUAAAGCCCAAGGAAGCAUGGAAACUAGAGACAAGAACCCUGUCUACAAGCUUCCUCUACAUUCGCUUUUUAUUCUGAGUAUUUCAUGGGCAGAUUCUGAAUUGGAGGGGGGUAUUGGGUCUAUAGGUAAUGCUGAUACUUGA
Ilex paraguariensis (yerba mate) is the source of this 1248-nucleotide messenger RNA. The record is from the annotation of a GenBank genome assembly. NCBI's taxonomy places the organism in Eukaryota, Viridiplantae, Streptophyta, Magnoliopsida, Aquifoliales, Aquifoliaceae.